UUUUGUACCCGGUGGUUCGUGGAUUUAGCAGCAGCGUGGUUCGUCGCAUGUAACGUGAAAUCGGUCGCAUCCUGCAUCCUUUCGGCGUGCGUGCAUUUAGCUAUUUAUAUUCCUGCUGGCGAGUAGCCUGUGAGUAUUGGUAACCGUCAGGACUCGGUUUCGCUGUGUAUGUAUGCAAUUGUCGCGCUUAUAUGCACACGCCAUACACGCCGAGAUUGUAUAUUUCCAACUAGGGGGAACAAUCCGUGGCUAGCAUCGGCCGUCGUUUCAAUUGCUGUAAAGUUCAUGUGGAAGCUAGACGCGAAAUUUCGCGAGUACCGCUAUCGCGUUGUUUUUUAUCCAAAUAUUGCCAGUGCUUGAGGCAGUAAUCGAAAGUGCGUGACUGUGACUUGCUCUGUGAAGGGAUUAGUGAAAGAUUUGCCUACGUUUGGCUCAGCCGGAAACUCUGUUGCGGAAUAGAGCUUCUUAUUCCUGCGGAUCGUGAAUGCAUUAGAGUGGCUGCCCACGGGAUCGAGUGUGUGUGGAAAGUGGCAAGACAGUGCCUGUGAGCCAAAGAGAGCAUAAAGUUCUCGCUGCAAAAGGGGGAAAAGUAAACAAAACGCAACAGCGGCGGAUUCAAAAGCAGCAGCCAAGUACAAACGGGAAAGGCCAGAAAAUGGUACAGGCACUCGAUGAGUAUGAUAUACAGCCGGAUCUUCCACAGGCUUUGCGGCUGUUGGACGAGAUGAACAACAAUUUCAAACAGGUUUCCGAUCAUGUCGGCAAUAUGCUGCAGCGCGUCAAGACGGGUGAGCUGUCCACAGAGUAUGGUCUCAACUUUCUAGAAAUCAAGUACCACAUGCUGCUCAACUAUCUGAUUAACCUGACGUACGUUGUCCUGCGGAAGUGUUCUGGUCACAAAAUCGAAAAAGACCCCUCCAUUGAUCGAUUAAUCGAAAUACGCACCGUGCUGGAGAAAAUUCGGCCUAUCGACUAUAAACUGCGCUAUCAGAUCGACAAACUGGUCAAAACGGCUGUAACCGGUGUCAGCUCGGCAAAUGAUCCAACUUCGUUCAAGGCAAAUCCCGCCAACUUGGUAUCGCAGGUGCCGGAAACGGCCGACGGUGAGGAGGCUUCCGGUGACGAAUCGGAUGAUUCGGCUAAGGUGCUGAGUAAACUUCGAAAGGCAAAGGCAGCCAAAACCGGUAUCAGUACCGCGACGGAACCCAGCAGCAGGGAUGUGUAUGUGCCACCAAAGCACAUAGCUGUACCAUACGAAGAUGAAUCGAAAGCGGAACGGGAACGGAAACAGAUGGCGCGAGCACGAAAGCGUGCGCUCGGGUCUUCGCUGAUACAGGAACUUAAGGACGAAUAUUUGGACACGCCAUUGGAGGUUUCAUCGAGCUCGAGAGCUCUGCGGGUGUUGUCCCGCAAAGAACGCGAACGGGAAGAGUACGAGGAGAAGUAUCUAACUCGUCUGCCUAUGACCAAGGCGGAAAAGCAUCGCAGUCGGAAAUUGACUACGUUGGGCACACUGGGUGACGAAGUAACCAGCUUCGGUGAUAUCAGUGCUCUGGACGGUGAUCUUCCAUCGGCAUCAACGGCGGGCGGUAAAAAGCGCAAAGCUUCCAAGGGUAACAAAAAGCACGGUAAGAAGCGACGUUUCCGUUAGAGACAGCGCGAUAAAGCUUCGCAAACAGCCAAUUUUUUUCCGGCGAUAGUAAUUUCAUUUUGCUAUAAAAAAUUAUAAUACAACUAUGAAGCAUUUGUUUUCGAUAUUUUUUUGGUGUUGGUUGUUUCUUUUUUUUUUGAAUAUUUAAAUUUAAUUUUCUCUUUCCAAACUAAAUGUUUAUUUUUUGAAUCUGUCAGUUUUUGUUGUGUUUAAAAUUUUCUAAUCGAUGGUUAUCAUAGACACUAAUUUAGAAGAGUAUGUGUUACGGUGGAUUUACCGUUGCGCAUUGAAGAAAUAAAAUAAAUAAGAUGAUGAUAAGAAUUAACUUACAACAAGUUACUGUUGCUGAAAUAUGAAAUAUUGAUUUAUGAUACAAAGAUAAACACUCACCAAGAGCCUUUAUGAUAUAUUUAUACGAGAAUAUUUUCAUGUUUCUUCCGAAUAAUAACAAAAGCUGGAACCAAUAGCAGGGGUAUCUUUGCAGCAGUUGAAAGCCAUUCUCACUACAAAUUUACACAGAGAUAUAUAAGAAAUGUAUAACAGACUAGCUAUUAAGCAGAAAAACAAUAGCUACAAAUGUAUCAAGCAGUAUCACAGGAAAUAGUUAUUCAUGUGUGCAAGAAUUCGGCUGCAGGCGGUGCCGGAAACAGUUGUUGCCUUUUAUAAAUAGUGAAUUUAAUAUUGAUACUUUUAUUUCUUAAAUAGCAAAACAAUAAACAAACAAUUCAGUUGACCAGUUUUGUGUUACACAUAAAGAACACAACAAAUAUUAACGAAUAACCUCAAACAAAUAUGAGAGUGGUAGCUGCUGCUGCAGAGAUUCUCUUCCCGGUGGGUUGGUUCAGCGAACACACUCACAUUCAUAUGAGGAGCAGAAUUAUUUUGUACACAAAGUUGUAUUGCAAAGCAGUUUAUAAUCAAAAGAAGAACAAAAGAACAGAAGAAACAGAAACCAUUUUUACGACAAGCAAAUACACACUACUUUAUCAUUAUUCCUAUCAGAGUUACUAAGCAAAAGUUACAACAAAUAUAAAAAGGAACUACACGUCCAAAUUGCAGUUAGGAGAAAACAAAACAAGCAAAUAAUUAAACUCAUCGGGGUGCGAGAAAGGCGGUAUCAUUUGCAGAGGGAUAAAGUUCAACGGGGGUUGCAGUGUAACGCACCGUACCUACUGCAGUUUUUUUGUACCUAGAUAUAAAUGAAAACAGACCCUAUAACAAUAUAUUAUUGCUGCAGUUGAAGUUUCGAAAAUUGAUUUGUGUAGUCUUAUAAUUUUUGAUUGGUUACAAUUAAGUUUAUGUUUUAAUAAAUGAUUUUCAGUUAACAUACUAUCAUUGUUCCGUUUGCUCCCGUUACGUUUUAUGAUAAUAUCAUUUGUCUUGUUUUGAGUUGACCGUCAGCUUUUCGAUUUAUUCUUAUUAUUACUAUUAUUUGCUUAGUUAUGCAUAAACGGGUAUGAAUAAUAAUUGACGGCCACAAUCCAUGGUGUGAUGGUUGAUUUAAUUUAGAUUGGAACGUUAUCUGCGGAUACAACUUUUUCUCCAAAAUCAUGUAAUUUUUCAGUCAUAAUCAGAUGACUGCAAUAAAGUUAAAAUAAAUUCAUGAUUGAAAUAUAUUCAAAGCGUGCAUUAAUUGGGUUUGUUCUGAAGUUUGAGUAUUUUACAAGAAAAUAAAAUACCACGCGACUCCAUUACUGCACAUCACAAUGGAGGCGCUUGGUUACCGUUCAACAUUUUUUAUAAAUUCAAUGUUACCAAAUUUCAUUUCGUUGCAAAUUUCCCACUGAUUUAAUUCUAAAACCUUUGAAUUUGAAUUACGCGUUGGCUUGCUUCUAGUAGUUAAAAAACUUCAAUAUACUCUUUGAAUAAGAACAUUUGAAAGUUUAUUUUUUUGCGCUAUAUUUUGUCGGUUUUACAUAAUAACAAAAUUACCAGGUGCUAUAUCUUCAACAUGACAAUUGGCAAUUUCAAUUGACACCGUCAGCUGCAGCUAUACACGCUCAAUAACCAGUAUCACCGGCAAUUGCAGAUUGUUGUCGUUUUACAUUGCCAUUUAGCAAACGGUAACCAAGAAUAAAUGAAUGUACUCACCAAUUUACGAUUACUACACGUAUAUCGAGCGCAGUUUGCAUUUGAAGGCUAAUUAAUGAGAAUUUUCCGUAACCAUGCCCUGCCGUUUGGUUUGCAUGGUAAUCCUGUCGUAAUCGCCCUGGCCAAACUGUUGAAUUAAAACCAAAUUAAAUGAUAUUAUCGUUCGUCACCUGUUUCGAUAGGGUUUCAUUUGGGUUACAGAAGCAUACAUUGCAUUGUGGAGCACAUAAAACAUGGUUGCUCUCGAGAAUUACCGAACAUGUCAGGAAAAUCAGAUUGCUCCGAGAGCACCCAACAGAUUAUUGCAGUUCAAUCCGGUGCAAUUACCAUCACACCAUGGAACGUUUUUAUGCUGUCACCCCUUUUUAUUCCCUCACCCUAAACCCAUUGACGACUAGAUUAUUUCCUGUGAUUAACUUUAAUCGCAAAUCAUGAUCAAAUUAUUUAAAGCGGACUGACCGCACAUUUACGAGCGACUACUUUUUAAUUGCCACACAAAGCCGUACGGAUUAAAAGCGUUGGAAAGUAUAGAUACACAUUAUUACGGUUAUAUUACGGGCGAAAUCGCACUUCGGAGCAAUAAAUAAUAUUUUAUUAUGUGAUUGUAUUAGGGUAAUUUGUCAGAUUAAGGAAGCGACCAAUUUGCAAAUUUAGGGUAAUAGUUUAAGUGUACCAUUUUUUGCCUCUAAGUUUUUGAGAUCCAAAAUUCGAGCAAUCAUUUCGCUGCAGGUUAUUUUACAAUUUGCAAUGGUUUCAACUCAUUAAGUAACUAAUAGGCAGGCGGCAGGAUAAAGGGUAGAAUACAAUCCAGAAGAAAGAAAACGAAACAAAAACCUUUAGAUUUGUUGAGAAUAUCUCAAAACAAUCCUAUAUUUAGUUAGUUUAGGACUUCGUUCGGUUAGGAAAAUAAAUUGAAUUACAUUUUCGGAAAUUAUGAAUGUUAGGUAUGCAUUGAGAACCGGUGGAUCUAUGAUGAAAUUUUUCGAAAACGCUGGGAUACGUAUUGAGUGGAGUUAUGAAGUACAAAGCAGCUUCGGAAAUAUAGCUAAGCUCUUUUUUGUGUAAAGGUGAUUGUGAGGUGGGUUAAUAAUUCGGUAUUUUAAAAGCGCCUCAGUGUUUAAGUUUUACACAUUUGCAUUUUAAAAACAUCGAGUGUUAAUUUAAUUUGGGUACUUUUGAAAAUUGUGCUUUAGUUCGUAUGGACUAUAAUUUAAAAUCGUUAGUAAGUGUACAAAAUUGUCAAUUUAGUAAUAAGUAAGCAGGAACAAGUAAAAAAAACGGGGAAAUCAAGACGAUACGAGGAUUGAUAUUAACGAGAGCAACUCCUGGAACUUGUGUUAAUAGUAACAAUCAUUUUGUUAUGCUUUACGCACAAUUUUUGCGCGAAUUGAAAGAAAGCAAUAAUUGAUUAAGACUCAAACUUUUGCGUACAGACAUUAAGAUAUUUAUACGACAAAACUUGAGAAAUAGUUUUACCCGUUACAUAAAGUUGGAGCUUAUGUGACUCAUGCUAUCUACAAAAAUCUACUUUUUAGCAUUUUGGGCAGGGUAGCUAUUACAACGAAGGGGUUUGCGAAUGAGCUCUGGGAUAGACCCAUGUAAUUAGAUCAAAUUGCUGGCAAAUCGUCAUUAAUAAAAAACACGUAUCGGGUAAUAUUAAAAAUUUGUAUAAAAAAAUGUUCAAAAUACUUGGCAUUUCAUCCAUACAAAACAGCGGCUGAAGCGCAUCAAGAGGUAAUUAAAGUUCACGAAAAUGCUGUUCUAAGCGAGACACUGUGCCGUGAUUGGUUCCGCCGCUAAAAAACGGUAUUUUUGAUGUUGAGGACUGUUCGCGUGAAAAGAGAUCAAAAACCUUCGAAAACGCACAAUCGGAGGCAUUGCUUAACGAGGACUCAUGCCAAACUCAGGAACAGCUCGCUUCGGUUUUAAGAUUUACACUCCAACUCAUUUCCAAGCGAGUGCAUGGUCUUUCAAAAUAAAAAACAUCUUCAUUUAACCUAGUUUUAUAAAUCCUUGCUGGGUGCUGUGGAUUGUGUGAGCAAUUGCUAACCAUAAUCAAUGUAUGUGUGUAUGAGAAGGUCAGGGCAGGCUUGUAAAUGGUCACGGUAGAACCACUUUUCACUGCGAUAAUUGUCUUUUUUCCUCUGAUGGUUGCAGGGCUCGCUGUCUAAAUAGUAUCUUGAAUAAACAUGUCAAACGAGCACUCGUUACAACGACGCUUUUUUCCCCAAACGUAUUUUGAUAUUUUUUCUAGAAAUGAGAAUUACGCACGUUGUGUGUGGAGAUUUUGGAAAUUAUUUAUAUCAUUGAUAUUGUGAUAAUAUUUCUCAAUAUAAAUAGCAGAACUGUUCCAUUAUUCAUCUCAGCCCAUAUAUUCGUCUAACACAACAUGAAAACACAAUUGAAAACAGGAAAAAACGCUUAUUUUUAACUAAACCAAUCUACUGAUCCAUGGAAUAGAUUCUUCUAGUUCACUUUAGAUUUCUCAUAAAGUAAAAUCCCCAAAAACUCUUUCAAAAGCUCUAAAUUUGAGAUUAUAGUCGAGCAUCUGCACUCGAAAAUUCAUUUAUUUCAAUUACCUACCUCAGAAAACAAAAUCCGCGCUUUGCUCUAAACGGCUACAACGGGACUCGUUCAGCAGCCAACCAAAGUUUUUUUUCAUCACUAGCAGACCACUUUUUAUUUUAAUCACUAAACAAAAUCACUCACUACACUAAGAAUACUUUAAUCUUUGAAAUGUUCACCUCAAAUUUCCUAAAACAAGCUUGAAUUAGCAGAAAUAUAUGAGAUGAAUUUUUACAAUUCCCAAAUUUCAACUGUAUGUAUUUUCAUCUGUUUUCACUGCGUUGAAGAAAAUCAAAAGUUACCGAAUCAGUUUCUGUUUAUACGAACAAAUCAUACUGAAAAUGUUGAAUUAUUCCGACAUAAUCGACAUAAAUCUGCAGCACUGUAGUGGUUACCUAGGUUACCAAUUUUGCACGUAACAACUACAGCGGAUAUCUAGGUAACCUACUACGACGGGCUGCGGCUAGGUUCAUUCAUGAUAAUGUGAUUCAUUCAUGAUUAACAGUGUGAUGAAUAUGGGGGCGUCGUCAGAUGAAUUAUUGAGCAGUGAUUCAAGUUUUGAGAUGGAUAUGGAAGCGUUGUACGUAGCGCUAGCCCCGCAAUUGUCCUGUACACUUAAAGGUUGGCUGUGAAGUCUGUGUAUAGUAAACAGAAGGUCAAGUUCCGAAUCGGAAUGUAGCACCAAGGCUUUGCUUUUUAUGGAAGCGUUGUGAAAAAUGGUUUGUUUAACCAAAUUCAGGAUAAAUCUAGCUAAGUUUACUAAAUAUACAAUGCUGGGCGACUCCAUAAGAGCACGUAGGCGUAUUUUGUUUGUUUGUUCAAUGAUUUCGUGAAAAUUUGGUGUUUAAUCCGUGCAUUCUUCGUGAAUAUCGGCUUAAUGAGAUGAAUAAUGGAACAAUUACUCUAGAACGAAGUAGACAGAAACAGGCCAAAAUAACAUCGCCAAACGAAUGACAGUGUGCUUCUCUUCGAAGCGCGAGUAUCGAAUGACCAUUCUGUUCUUUGUUUGAGAGGCGACGGUUGUUUUACAUUUAAGAUCGGAAGCCUACUGUGACGCAUGCUAAGGAAGCGAAAUCAAAUAAAAAUGCUGACCAUUUACAAGCCUCGGUCAGUGUAUAUUUAAACUGAUGGGUAUAAGAAUGGUAAUCUACGGUAAAUAACAAGUUGAACGUUGCCGAUGUUGCUUGGUGUUCAAAAUAAAAAAUCAUUUCUUAUAUUCCACUGUCUCAUUAAUACAGUUUACUCCACAUUCACGUCAUUCCACAUCUUAUAUUAGGCGCGUAACUAUGUUAUCGCUGUUUUUUUUUUUAAUAAAAAUAAAACUUUACUAUGAAAAAAUAGUUAUAUAUAGCUACAAAUUCGUCCCAUCUUUCUGGCAGAACUCGAAUGUCGUUACGAUAAAAGUGUUCGCCUUUUGAGACUUUUCAUGAGCAAAACUGCUGAUCAGCCAGACAAUGUGCCAUCGAACGAAAAACGUAAUAACCGGAGGUUCGAAUUCUCAUUCGAACAUUUCUAUGUAAGUCUUAACGACCUUCACAGUAUGAGACCGAGCGUUGUCAUGCAGUACAAUCGCUGUAUUGUGUUCCUACUCAUAUUGUGGCGUAGUACUCGGCUAAUCCCAAUAAUUCAACAGCUUAUAAUAAAUAAGACCAACCUGGUUCCACCACAUGUUGGAGCAUCUCCGGGCUGUAAGGAAUCCAUUUUCCCUCACCCGUCAAGAUACGAUGAAGAAAACCCUACCUUUUGUCGCUGAAGCAUUUGUUCAUAAGCGAAAAAACAACGCUUAACGUCCCUUGGUUUCAAAUCAUACAACCACCUGGAAAUGGCUUGACGGGUAACUCCUGAUACCAAAGCAAGCUGUUCCUGCGUUUGGCAUGGAUCCUUAUUACUCUAGUUUUAGUGUUUUUGAAGAUAUUCGGUCUUCUUUCACGCGGACAGUUGUCAAAAUUAAAAUUAUGUUUCACUGAGAGCAGCAUUUCCGUACUCUAUUUUCAACUCUCGAUGCGCUUUAGCUGCAGUUUUCUUUGAAUGAAAUAAGAAAGUCACACUUUUCGCAAAUGAUGAUUUUGAGGCAUAAAACCCUACAUUUUCACACAAUAUAAAGUGCAUGACACCGCCAAAAACUAUGUCGAUGAUUAUAUCGACGUCAAAUCUGAUGUGUCUUUGGUCUUUUAAACUGGGUUCAUCAGAGACAUGCCAGUUUCCAACUUUCUCCGUUAUCGAGUCGCUACAUAGAGUGAGAUCUAAUACUUCGUGUUUGAAUGUUGGCUCGUUCCCUACAUUCCAUAUAUUAACAUAAGUAAGGUUUUCAAACAGGUACUCACCUCGUGUGUUGAUAUCCGAGCUGCCCCAGACUGUGUGGUGCGCGUUGGCAUCGCAUCCAACGAUGAGUGGCUUGUUGAUGCUUCGGCAGUACCCCACAAGCGCUGUGGCUUCGGAUGGCGAUAUGUCGUCCACGUCCCCCGGGAAGUAAGCGGAGGCAACGACCAUCUCUUGGGCGCCGUUAGUCGUUGGGAUUCGACUGCAAUAGAUCAACUUACCUUUUGCGUUGGUUAAGCCAAGGUUAAGCCAUGGGUCGUGGACCCAUGGUUCCCGGAUGAGCGCUACGGAUAGCUGAUCCUUGAAGAAUUUCCUGCAAAGAACGGCGAAUCCCCUGAACGCAGCGUAUGCUGCUCACGAAGUUCACGAUGCGUCCUUCAUCGGAUCUAGUUGAGUUCCGAUUGGCGGACGGUUGCAUCACCGGUGAUGCUGGGUUGGGUUGACUGCGUAACCUAAGCAACAGGCUCCCGUUGCAGCAGACGGUAGGCGACAGAAGUGCGACUCUCACGUUUAGGCGGCGGUAUGCGGCUUCCCAAGCAGCAAAAUUUGUUUCGCUCAUGAACUUUGUGCAUCACAGCAACAAAUUCUUAUGCGAAAUUAAGUUGCAGUUACAUCUCAUUUUUUUAUACAAUGACAAAAAAAGCGCAGGAGGUGGAGCCAAUUGCAACAUUUUCGUUGUUUCAACACAAGUUUCAAGAAUGAAACCGCAACGUGUAUGAACUAAUGCAUGGAAUUUGAUAACAACAUGGUAAAUGCUGCAUGGUAAAAUUUCAGCUACGAAGAUGCAUCGUAGCAGCAACUAGGGCGCAAUAGAAACUUCAUGGCGUUGUGGUAAGAUUGUAAAAUGGCCAAUGGUCAGAAUGGAAAGAGGUUGUCUGUAUAGCGAUUUAUCUUUGAUGAUUUCCAGAAACUUGGGGAUUCAACUCCAGUUAUCAAUUUCUGUUUACUUUUCUCGUUUGUACUGUUUACGUCAUUUGCUGUAGAAACACUUGCAAGUUCAUGACUCAGUUCUAAAUAUUGCUUCCCUUAUCAUGCUAAUGGACCGUACCAGUUUUAAUUUUGCUUCUUCAAUUCAUCAGUACCUCAGCGUGAUAAUGAAAUUCAAAGUAAUUUAUCACAUUUCGUUUUAGAGACCCACACUUUUUGAACGACUUCUAGUCCAAGUACCCAAAAGUUACAACGCAGUAAAUAACCUCAUCUCAAAAACAAAUAUAAGGCAAACAAUCAAAAGUUGCUGUUACAUGGCUUCAGAACAUGACAGCAACUUUUAGAAGUAUUUUUGUGUGUUUGUUUUUUGUAUCUCGCAAGCAUCACGUUGGCAACCCAUAUGCUCCACCCACUAGAUCUAUUCAGUGAAGGUUAGGUUUUCAAAUGCCGUUUACACGUUUCAACAACAAAUCCAACCUUGCGAAUUACGUUGUUGGUGUGAAGAUUUUUGAAGCAGCGAUGCAACUUUAGUUGUUGCUUGUUUCUUUAAAAUUUCAUCGUAGUAAUAAAAAAUGUUUCUUAAAACCUCGGAAUUUCAUUAGUGCAACUAAUGAUCACAAUUUAUAUUUUUGUUAUGUUUCAAUUGUUGCUUGGGUUUGAGAGUCACGACUGGUCAGAUGCUUACGCUUACCCCUCUUUCGAGUUUUCGGCGACGUGCAUCGUGCAGGUGGUAGCGGUGUACGCCCUGAGGGAGUUUUCCGACGUACCUUUCCUGUCUUAGCACCAGAGCCUUUCGGGCCUGUGUUAGAGACUUUCUGUCAACCUGGCGCAUGCGUGCUUUGCCGUACUUGUAGUUCAGCAGAAACCUCUGUGCCGCUAUUAAGUUAGCAGACUGUUGAUCUAGCUCCACCAUCAGUUCAACAGUCUUUCCAGUGAAGUUGCGAUGACAUACCCGCCAUGCGCGUGUGGAGAAACCGUCGUUUUGUGUUGGAGUAGACGGAGAAUUCUCUCAUUUGUGGUAUCCACUGUCAUAGGGUACUAGUAAUCUUAGGGUCUUUGGCAGGUCCUUCGUGCGCAAGACAUGACACUCCCUCGGUUCGAGAGAAGACGCCAUAGUCUCCACCCACCUAACGGUGUCGUUGUAGGAUUCCGUUUUUUAGACGGUAGCACCUAAACUUGGGCCUGAUGGCAGGUGAUUCAUGGUCCGCAAUGCAGUCCAGGAUGGCGUCGCGAACAGUUUCAGGGGUAAGUUGGGAGGCUGGGUAGUCGUUUGAUGUGUUUGACAUGCUUGUGACCUCCAGCAUCUUCCUAUACGUUAUCCCUGUCGUUUGUCGCGGUGCAGGGGAUUUCGGGCAUGCCAAGUCCCGGAGCUUUUCACUGCUCGAUUCGUCUGGUCGACUGGUUGACGUACUAAGUUUGCGGCCUCCCCGCGUGAGUGGCCUUGGCUUUGCGGUUUUUUCUGAACUGUGGUCUUCUGAACCAAAGUUUAGCUUAUCUUAGCUUGACUGACUGCACAUAUCAAUCGAUGCACUCCGUGAUUGAUCCGAAUCAGUAAAAUUGCACAAUGAAUCAACUGAAUGGGGUUGGGAGGAUCAGUAACGACGCCGGCCACGUCCUUGCAAUCAGGUGGGAAGAGGGAAGGGAUGUUAGUGUAACCGUUUCUAUUUGGAGACCGUGUUAACCUCUGCAUCUCCACAAAGGUCACAGGAAGGAGGCUUUUGUUAGUAGGGAAGGGCUCGUUGGAUCAGGAUUCACUUUGAUAAAUGAUGCGAUCAUACAUAUAACUCCUACGAGUCUCUAUUUAGCUAUUUUUGAUUUAUUCUUCAUUCAGCCGGCUGACUGGGGAAGCAGUAUUAGGUUACUUAUAUUGGUUUUUUUUCCUGUAUGGGCUUCCUCACUGCGACCAGAAUCGUAGAUCUAUUGUGAGAUAUGCCCGGGUGUCUGCUGUAUCCCGCACUUCUGUUAAUAGCAAUACCUCUAUUGAGAAGUGGUAUGCUUAUUAUUAUUGUUCAUCAGUGCUUGUGUGUAAUGUGCUACUCUUCCUUACACGCUUACUGUUCUACUAUACCGAUACUCGUUCUUCUUGCCAAAUAUCACCAAUUAUAAUUCCCUGGAGAAGUUUCGUCGUGCGUCCUUCUGGCCAGUUUUAUUGAUAAGAGGGACUUAUUUUUUGUUAAGAGGAAGUCACGCAGAGGUAUUUGUAGAUUUCAGCGUAAAGGAAGGGUAACUGGUGGGGAGCCUGAGAAUAAACCCAUGCUUAAGUCCUUUUUGACAUCGGAUGGCCUGGUACUACUAAGAUUCGAACCCACGACCAUCCGCUUGACAAAGCGGACUCUGUAACCUUGCGGCUACGCAGCUCCCCUACUUAUAUUUGUUACUGGUUUAGACCAAGAGACAUUAUCAAUGUCUUUGGGGCCGCGCACAGGUGUGCAUGGUGUAUUUCAAUAGAGCACAAAAUUUCUAAAAUUUACUGAUUUGAAACCGAUUUACACAGUAUCAUGCUAUUGGAGUUAGGCACAUUAUAUCACACGAUGCGGAUCUGAUUUAAACCAAUAAACCAUUAGAAGGCUCUUGGGAACACACACAAAUGUGCGAAAUUUACUUGAAUGGAAUACAAUAGUUUUUAUUCUCAUAUUUGGAAGCGAGUUAAGCCAACACAUAAGAAGAAUUUGGUUUGUAUAGUAGGUAAAUAUUAAAAUGCAUGAUUUUUUCGGUUUUAGACUGCUUUAUUCCAACAGUAAAGAUAGCAGGAGCUAGGCACACAUGUGAUUCCACGGCAUGCCAUAUUCGGCAUAUUUUGGGCAUAAACUAUAACACGCUCUUGAGCUUGAAUUUGACAAAUGCACUCCGAUUUGCAACACGCCAAAAUAAAAACAACGGGUGAGCAAUCUCAGGCUUAACGGUCAGACCGAGACCGAGUUUAUUUGUGAAUCACUACGAAUGCGAUGAAAACAGAGCGUUGUUAUCAUGUCUCCAUGGUAAUUGACGGAAUUGAACGAUGUUGCGCGCGAAGCUAGCUCGUUACAAAAGCGAACGAACGAUUCAAACACCGCGAUCGUCUGCGAAUGAUGCGUGCAAAAAUCAUAUGCCACCUGAAGCAUCUAAGUAUCUAUAUCAAUUUCUAUUAGUAAUCCCGAAUACCUUCCGGUAGUAAACUGGCCAUUAUUUGAUUGGUUUGUUAUUUUUUAAACAAAUGUAAAUUGUUUUUGAGAGCAAUUUGCAUCGUAUCAUUUGAACUCAUUUACCCUAUUCACAAUUCUUAAUUAUCGGCGUAAGAAUUACCUAUCAAAUAAUAAAAAUGACACAGUUCCAUGCAUUCAAAGCCUCAAUAAUUCAAAAAAUGCCGAUAUGCAAAAUGUCGAACAAGUCUUAGUUCGGAUAAUCGAUCAUAAUUGUGGUCUUCUGAACCAAGGAUUAGUGAUGAAACCGUCCAUCCAGCUUUUCGCUGUUGAGGUUGAAGUCCUGCUCCAGUUCCAUCUCCUCGGUUCUGCUUGUUGCCUGCGGCCUUUUAGGGUUGCACGCCAUGGAGCUUGUUAACUCUACUUGCUCUGGCAGAGUAAGGUUGCCUCGGGGCUCGGGUUUGAAGUUUGUUGUAUGUUUAUAUCAGAAUCCAGUUUGGAUCCAAAGAGUUUGCCCUAAAGAAGAGGGUCCUUUGCGUGUUACGGUAGCCUAGCGCAGAAGGCUAGAAUAUUGUGGAAUGGUGCCAGAUAUUCACAGGCUCCGUUAGCGGCUGGGAAUUUGUUAACGCCCCCAAUAUCAACAUAAUUUUUCUUUUAACGUACAGAUAGAAAAGCCAUACUGGAAUGUAUUUGGCAAUUUUACUGAAACCGGAAGAUUUUCGGAUUUCAAAAUGACGUCUGGCAUUGAUUCCUUCAGUUUUGAAUAUAAUUUAGUUUUCGGAAAUAAUCAUACUGGCUGGUAUGCCAGUAUGAUUGCUUGGCAAUUUUGUAAGUUUCACAGAAACCGAAAGCCUUCAUAUUUGAUAUUAAAAUGACAGCUGGAGCCGGUAUCUAAGUAUCAUCCCAAUUCCGGAAACACUCAUAUAAGAUUAUAAGAUAUUUGAUCGCUUCAGGCUGUUUUACAAGCAGAUUUUUCUAAUAUCGUUGAUCUACGCACACUUGAACAUGCAUGUUGACGAGUAAAAAGUCGUUGUAAAAGUAGAAAUUAGUUUGAUCAAACUCGAACGACAUAAAAAACGCAAUCUGCGUUCCUACCUAGAUGUUCCCCUUAUUUGAUAAAUGCUCGAGUAAAACACUUUAAAAGCACUGCAGUGAACUUUGUUAUGUAGUUUCUGUGCGUAACGUUCUUUCGUGUGAGAAAACUCACCUCAAUUUAUUAUCGCUUAGGGGAGAUAUUUCUGAAUCCACCACAGUGCUUUUCUACAAGCUCUCCGAUUACAUACGAUUUGCUGCUCUCGUCGGGCAAGUGCAUUGAUUUACUCAUCAGUGUAAGAGCAGUAGUUAUGAGAAGUAGCAGUUGUCAUGAGAAUAUCAAUAUCCGGUGAUUCUCUGAGAAGAAACGAUUAUUACCUUUUUUUGGUGUGCUCUUGAGCGACUUGCAGUUGAAGUGCACCCAGGGGCACUGUGAACCCACUUUUAGUUUCAGUUUAAUUACAGUCUUUGAGAAUAUCAUUAUAUUUUAAGAUUUUAUUUCCUAAGCAUUUAUAUUUAGCAUUUAUUAAAUUGUUCACUGUUUUAAUCGAAAAAUUUAAAAAAUGAUUCUCUUAUUGCGAUGAUAAGCAUAUCGUCGAACUCACUCAAUUACUACUCUUCGAGUGUCGAUCGUCCAUCUUGCGUAGAGUGAACGAUUCGUUUCUGUUCGAUGAUGUAUAUCGUACAAACCUUGCACGCAGCAAGACGGAGAAGCAAUUUGUUCAAGUGCUAAAUGGAUUACGCUUUCUCGUGUGAAAUAUUACUUGCGUGUCUAUUGACUCAUUACUGAGUGCUGUUAUGAAUGACUGUUAUUUUUUCUGCUAUGAAUAUGAAAGGAGUAUCACUUACGCUAGUUAUCUCAAGACAGAUUUGCCAUUUCAUGAAUGUGUUUCCUAUUCAUUCCAUAAAACGAUUAUCAAAAGCAUCAUCUUUUGUUUUCAUAUUCAAAUCAAGCUGGUCAAAAGCAAUCGGUUUUUCGAAUUUACUGGUUACAAGCUCAAUAUAUGCAGCAAAUGGAGUCUUUGUAGAUAAUUUCAACCUUGAUUACCAAACCAAAUGUACUUUAUAAUUGGUCAAUUCAAAGGUACUAAUUUUGAUAGGCGACGAUGCUGAUAAAAUUAAUUUUAUAGUAGGAACCGGAAAAAAGGGCGUAAUUGUAUUUCGCUGCUGACAUUUUAUUGCUUCAUCGAUUGUUCAACCUCUAACCAAAAUGCACACACUGAAUACGAACCGACAACCGAGUGCAUCACUAGCUGCGGCUUAAAAAGGAUCCAUCGGGCAUCAAUCGCUAACUUUAAUUUUAAUUACUCGGUAUGCAUGUUUCAUCAUUAUCAUUAUCGUCAGCCGCAUGGAAUUGUGCCAGCCGGACCGGUUCCCAACUAGUGGAGCGAUAAAAUUAGGGUGUUACGAUUAGUGGACAAACGUAAAAACUAUUGCUAAAAAAAUAAAGUUGAAAACAUAUUUUUGCUUGUUUAGUUUCCGCUGGUAAAGCAAAAAAAAAAAAGAAAUCGAAGAAAAUAAUAAUUUGGGCAUAUGUAGUUAGAUACUUUGAACAAAAAAAAAGAGAAGCCAACAGAGUAAAAUUCCAAAUUGUGAAAUUCAGAAGGACCCAAUGAAUUUUUCUCCAAUGGCAGUCCGGUAGGCGAAGCGAUCCUUAUUAUGCACGGUACGCGUAUUAUCUAAUUAACAUGGUAAAAUAUUCAGUGAAAUUUAUGUAUAGUAUGUUUAAUAAUUAAAUUUAUAUCAGAGGAUUCUGACGCUGAUGAGGAGGUUUGUCGAGGAAAGAUAAUGACAACUGCGGAACGAAUGUUAUCUGAAAAGCGGUUAACCAAUCACAACGGCACGGUUCGUUUCGUUUCUAUAUUUUCGCUAAUGAGGUAACACAGCGGAAUUAUUUCCGGCAGCGUUCAAACUGUGGUCUUUUAGCACGGCCACAUGAAAUAGGUCAACAUUUGUUUAUAUAUUUUUUUUUAAACGGCUCUUGUCUAAGUUGAUUUUAUUGAUAAGUCCACAGAUUGUUUUGUUGGUUUUACCGUUCAGUAUUUUGACUGUUUUAUUUUGUUAUGGUAAAUGUUUGAUUUAAUUCUAUCAUAUUUUUUUUUCAACACAUGAACAUGACAAAACUCUUCUAUUAAUUCUGGUAUUAUUCUAUUAGAAGAAUUUGAAUUUGAUAAUUGAAGAAGUUUUCAUCAGAUUACGAUCCUUGUGUAAUAAUAUUUAUCUCACGGUGCCGUUUUUCCCUAUUUUACGAAAGUUAUGUCAAAAUGAAUUGAUUUGCCGCAUUUCAAUACCAUUCAGGAUUUUGCAAUAAACUUAAGCCUAAUGAAUCGAGAAAUCCCGCAAAUCUUACGUUUUGUUAGUCUGGUUUAAUUUGACCAUAAACUCAAAUCGUUGAAAGCAAAUAUUAAAACACAUCGACAUAAAAGAAAAACAUUCAGUUUUCGACUCAACCUUCCUUUUUGGUAACUCUCGUGCUACUAAAAUUGUGAGUUCUUAUCGAAAGGGUUGCAGUCAAUAGAAAACUAUAUUACGGUGUGUUUACCUUUUCGGUGAACAAUGAAUAACAGAUCAAAUUGAACGAAAAUCUAAAGCUAACGUUGGUGGUUUACGUAUUAGUCGACUAAAACGAGGAAAAAUAACCUUUUCCCGAUCGUGAGGUCAGAGGUAAAUAGCUACAAUUAUCAACAACACCCCGGAGCUGAGGUCAACCUUCUAGGUGUCGCAAUGAAAAGUUAUAUUUUUAUACAAGAUGAGGUAAAACUGAGAAAAAAAAUCUUGAAUAAUGAGCGAGAACAGCACAGUGGUAAAACUUAUUAGCAAUUUGGAUAAGUUUCGGACACGAUACAGAAUAACAGGUUUGGUAAACAGUCUUGUAUAAAAAAAAUCAAUUUUGGAACUAGUGUUUAGAUGUAUCCAGCAAAAAAAAUACAAGUACAUAACAUAAUCAAAAUCAAUCUAAAAUUAAAUAGUAUUAGCAAAGAAUACCAGAGUAAAUUUUGGCGUUUUCGUUUGGAGUAGGAAUUUUGGCUGUAGUAAUGUUUGACCAAAUUCAAAAUUUUAUCGAACUUAAAACAAUGUAUAUUACCCACAUAAUUAUCAAGAAAAAAAAUACUAAAGGCAUUCAAAUUCAAAAUUACUUUUAUCACUGUACUAAGCGUGUAGCUUCGAGCAAGUGAAAA
Messenger RNA from Wyeomyia smithii (pitcher-plant mosquito), 16883 nucleotides. RefSeq names its product neuroguidin. Gene Ontology annotation, cellular component: small-subunit processome; nucleolus. Gene Ontology annotation, biological process: maturation of SSU-rRNA from tricistronic rRNA transcript (SSU-rRNA, 5.8S rRNA, LSU-rRNA). The transcript is spliced from 4 exons. The coding region runs from base 656 to 1651 and encodes 331 amino acids. The record is from RefSeq and is a predicted model, not a curated record. Lineage: Eukaryota; Metazoa; Arthropoda; Insecta; Diptera; Culicidae.